Antechinus flavipes (yellow-footed antechinus) is the source of this 8966-nucleotide messenger RNA. It is a transcript of the gene SBF1, whose product is annotated as SET binding factor 1. Lineage: Eukaryota; Metazoa; Chordata; Mammalia; Dasyuromorphia; Dasyuridae. Bases 47 to 5782 code for a protein of 1911 amino acids. The transcript is spliced from 42 exons. The record is from RefSeq and is a predicted model, not a curated record.
CGUGAGCGCGCAGCCGCCUCGCCCGUCCGCCCGCCGCCCGCCCGCCAUGGCCCGGCUCGCCGACUACUUCGUGCUGGUGGCCUUCGGGCCCGGGCCGCGCGCCGGGAGUGGGGAAGGCCACGGGCAGAUCCUCCAGCGUUUCCCAGAGAAGGACUGGGAGGAUAACCCGUUUCCCCAAGGCAUUGAGCUGUUCUGCCAGCCGAGCGGAUGGCAGCUGUGUCCGGAGCGGAACCCGCCAACCUUCUUCAUUGCAGUUCUCACCGACAUCAACUCCGAGCGGCAUUACUGUGCCUGCUUGACCUUCUGGGAGCCGGUGGAGCCCUCCCAGGCACCAGCAUGCAGUGGAGAGGAAGAGGAGGAGGCCGGAGAGAGACCUUCCCCGUCAGCCCUGGUGCCCCCCACCCAGCUGUUCGCCCCCAAGACCCUGGUGCUGGUGUCCCGGCUGGACCACGCCGAGGUGUUCCGGAACAGCCUCGGUCUCAUCUACACGAUCCACGUGGAGGGGCUGAGCGUGUCCCUGGAGAACGUCAUCGGCAACCUGCUCACCUGCACCAUCCCGAUCACCGGGGGCUCCCAGCCGGACUCUGUGGAGGAAGGAGCGAGGACCAUCUCUUUGGGGGCCGGCGACCGCCAGGUAAUCCAGACGCCCCUCACCGACUCACUGCCCGUCAGCUGCUGUAGCGUGGCCCUGCUCUUCCGGCAGCUGGGGAUCACCAACGUCCUGGCCUUGUUCUGCGCCGCCCUCACGGAGCACAAGAUCCUGUUCCUGUCCCGCAGUUACCAGCGGCUCACCGAUGCUUGCCGGGGCCUGCUCGCCCUGCUCUUCCCCCUCAGAUACAGCUUUACCUACGUGCCCAUCCUGCCCGCGCAGCUCCUGGAGGUCCUCAGCACCCCCACGCCUUUCAUCAUCGGCGUCAACUCCCUGUUCCAGGCAGAGACCCAGGAGCUGCUCGACGUGAUCAUCGCCGACCUGGACGGGGGGACGGUGACCGUCCCAGAGUGUGUGCACAUCCCUCCUCUCCCCGAGCCCCUGCACAGUCAGACCCACAGUGCCCUCUGCAUGGUCCUGGACCCCGAGCUGGAGCUCGCCGACCUGGCCUUUCCUCCCCCCAGCACCUCCACGUCUUCCUUAAAAAUGCAGGACAAGGAGCUCCGGGCCGUGUUCCUGCGUCUCUUCGCUCAGCUGCUCCAGGGCUAUCGCUGGUGCCUGCACAUCGUGCGCAUCCAUCCCGAGCCCGUGAUCCGCUUCCACAAGGCCGCGUUCCUGGGCCAGCGGGGCCUGGUGGAGGACGAUUUCCUGCUGAAGGUGCUGGAGGGCAUGGCCUUCGCCGGCUUCGUGUCGGAGCGGGGGGUUCCCUACCGGACCACCGACCUGUUCGAUGAGCUGGUGGCUAACGAGGUGAAGAGGAUGCGGGCCGACGAGAACCAGCCGCACCGCGUCCUGCGCCACGUGAAGGAGCUCGCGGAGCAGCUGUACAAGAACGAGAACCCGUACCCCGCCGUGACAAUGCACAAGGUUCAGAAGCCGGGGGAGAGCAGCCACCUGCGGCGGGCGCCGCCGCGCCCCUUCCCACGCCUGGAUGAGAGCACCGUACAGUGGAUCAUCGACCAGGCCACUGCCAAGCUGCAGGGGGCGCCCCCUGCCGUGCGGGCCGAGAAGAAGGCCACCGUGCCCUCGGGGCCCCCCAUGGCUGCCAUCGUGGAGCGCAAUGGGGCGGUCCACGCCAACAGUGCCCGGCGGCUCGAAGUCGUCCGAAACUGCAUCUCUUACGUCUUUGAGGGGAAGAUGUUGGAGGCCAAGAAGCUGCUGCCCGCCGUGCUCCGGGCUCUAAAGGGCCGGGCCGCCCGCCGCUGCCUCACGCGGGAGCUCCAUCUGCACGUCCAGCAGAACCGCGCCGUCCUGGACCACCAGCAGUUCGACUUCGUGGUGCGCAUGAUGAACUGCUGCCUGCAGGACUGCACGGCACUGGACGAGCACGGCAUCGCCGCGGCCCUGCUGCCCCUGGUCACCGCCUUCUGUCGGAAACUGAGCCCGGGGGUGACCCAGUUUGCGUACAGCUGCGUGCAAGAGCACGUGGUGUGGAGCACGCCACAGUUCUGGGAGGCCAUGUUCUACGGGGAUGUGCAGACUCACAUCCGCGCCCUCUACCUGGAGCCUGCCGAGGAGGACGACGGCCCCUCUGCCAAGGGGGAGGCGGGCCCCACGGAGCCCGGCGCCCCGGGCAAGGAGGAAGAGGAGGAGGAGGAGGAGGAGGAGGAGAGGUCGGCCCUGGACGUGGCCUCGGAGCAGCGGCGCCUGUGGCCCACCCUGAGCCGGGACAAGCAGCAGGAGCUGGUGCAGAAGGAGGAGAGCACGGUGUUCAGCCAGGCCAUCCACUACGCCAACCGCAUGAGCUACCUCCUGCUCCCUCUGGACAGCAGCAAGAGCCGCCUGCUGCGCGAGCGCGCCGGCCUCGGGGACCUGGAGAGCGUCAGCAACAGCCUGGUCACCAACAGCAUGGCGGGCAGCGUGGCCGAGAGUUACGACACGGAGAGCGGCUUCGAGGACGCCGAGACCUCGGACGUGGCGGGAACCGUGGUGCGCUUUAUCAACCGCUUCGUGGACAAGGUAUGCACCGAGAGCGGCGUCACCAGCGAUCACCUCAAGGGGCUGCACGUCAUGGUGCCAGACAUCGUCCAGAUGCACAUCGAGACCCUGGAGGCCGUGCACCGGGAGAGCAAGAGGCUGCCUCCGAUCCAGAAGCCCAAGCUGCUGCGGCCCAGCCUGCUUCCGGGAGAGGAGUGUGUGCUGGACGGCCUCCGAGUCUACCUUCUGCCCGACGGCCGGGAGGAGGGCUCCGGGGGCAGCGUCGGGGGGCCGGCCCUCCUGCCUGCCGAGGGCGCUGUCUUUCUCACCACCUACCGCGUCAUCUUCACCGGGAUGCCCACGGAUCCCCUGGUGGGGGAACAGGUUGUCGUCCGGUCCUUCCCAGUGGCCUCGCUCACCAAGGAGAAGCGGAUCAACAUCCAGGACCAGUACCUGCAGGACGGGCUGCAGCUUCGCUCGUGUACAUUCCAGCUGCUGAAGAUGGCGUUCGACGAGGAGGUGGGCUCGGAGAGCGCCGAAGUCUUCCGGAAGCACCUGCACAAGCUGCGCUACCCGCCAGACAUCAAGGGGACGUUCGCCUUCACUGCCGGCUCCAUCUACACGGCCGGCCGGCAGCCUCGCACGGCCAAGGAGAAGAGCCCCUCCCUGAGGACCCUGUCACGAAACCUAGUGAAGAAUGCCAAGAAGACAAUUGGCCGCCAAUACGUUACUCGGAAAAAGUACAAUCCCCCCAGCUGGGAGCAGCGGGGUCAUCCUGUGCCCCCCGAGGAUCAGGAGGAUGAGAUCUCAGUGUCCGAGGAGCUGGAGCCCAGCACCCUGACGCCGGCCUCGGCGCUGAAGCCCUCGGAUAGGCUGACCAUGAACAGCCUGGUGGAGCGGGCCUGUUGCCGAGACUACCAGCGCCUGGGUCUGGGCACCCUCAGCAGCAGCCUGAGCCGUGCCAAGUCGGAGCCCUUCAGGGUCACGCCCGUCAACCGGAUGUACGCCAUCUGCCGCAGCUACCCCGGGCUGCUGAUCGUGCCCCAGAGCAUCCAGGACAACACCCUGCAGCGCAUCUCCCGCUGUUACCGGCAGAACCGCUUCCCUGUCGUGUGCUGGAGAAGCAGCCGUUCCAAGGCGGUGCUGCUGCGCUCGGGCGGCCUGCACGGCAAAGGAGUGGUGGGGCUCUUCAAGGCUCAGAACGCCCCUUCCCCAGGCCAGUCGCAGGCGGAUUCCAGCAGCCUGGAGCAGGAGAAGUACCUCCAGGCAGUGGUGAGCUCCAUGCCCCGCCACGCCGACGCCGCUUCCGGGCGCAACACUCUGAGCGGCUUCUCGUCUGCGCACAUGGCGAGUCACGCACCCAGUCCCAGAGCCAGGGUCACCACUCUGUCCAACCCCACGACAGCAUCAGUCACCAGACGGACCGCUCCCCGAGGAAAAUGGGGCAGCAUUCGGGCCGGCGGCCGCAGCAGCGCGUCCAGCCUGGCUGUGGAUGUGGGCUCCAGGCUGGCGGGCAAGGACUUGCUGGGGCCCCCCCAGCCCAACGGGGCCCCCUCAGAACCAGGCUUCCUGCGCCCCCAGCGGGCGGCCCUCUACAUCAUCGGCGACAAGGCCCAGCUCAAGGGCGUGAGGCCGGACCCCCUCCAGCAGUGGGAACUGGUGCCCAUCGAGGUGUUUGAAGUGAGGCAGGUCAAGGCGAGCUUCAAGAAGCUUCUGAAGGCCUGCGUGCCCGGCUGCCCCGCCGAGGAGCCCAACUCCUACCUGCGCUCCCUGGAGGAGUCGGAGUGGCUGAGCCAGAUUCACAAGCUGCUUCAGGUGUCCGUGCUGGUGGUGGAGCUGCUGGAUUCGGGCUCCUCCGUCCUUGUGAGCCUGGAAGACGGGUGGGACAUCACCACACAGGUGGUGUCCCUGGUGCAGCUGCUCUCGGACCCCUACUACCGCACCCUGGAGGGCUUCCGGCUCCUGGUGGAGAAGGAGUGGCUGUCCUUCGGACAUCGCUUCACGCACCGGGGGGCCCACACGCUGGCGGGCCAGAGCAGCGGCUUCGCCCCCAUCUUCCUGCAGUUUCUAGAUUGCGUGCACCAGGUGCACUCGCAGUUCCCCAUGGAGUUUGAGUUCAGCCAGUUCUACCUCAAGUUCCUCAGCUACCACCACGUGUCUCACCGCUUCCGGACCUUCCUCUUGGACUCAGACUAUGAGCGCAUCGAGCUGGGCCUGCUGUAUGAAGAGAAGGGCGAGAGGAAGGGCCAGCAGGCGUGUAAGUCCGUGUGGGAGUACGUAGAGAGGCUGAGCAAGAAGACGCCCGUGUUCUACAACUACAUGUACGCCCCAGAAGACACAGAGGUGCUGCGGCCCUACAGCAACGUGUCCAACCUGAAGGUGUGGGACUUCUACACCCGGGAGACUCUGGCCGAGGGACCCCCCUACGACUGGGAGCUGGUUCAGGGCCCCCCCGAGCCCGUGGAGGAGGAGCGGCCCGAUGGCGGCGCCCCCCAGAGCAGGCGCCGCGUCGUCUGGCCGUGCUACGACAGCCGUCUGCGGGCUCAGCCCGACGCCAUCUCACGCCUGCUGGAGGAGCUGCAGCGGCUGGAGACGGAGCUGGGCCGGCCCUCGGAGCGCUGGAAGGACACGUGGGACCGGGUGAAGGCCGCCGCCCAGCGCAGCGAGGCCCGCCAGGACGGGCGGAGCACCCCCAGCUCCCUGCUGAUGUCCAGCGUGUCCCAUCACCGCCGCUCGCUCGGGGUUUACUUGCAGGAGGGGCCCGUGGGCUCCACUCUCAGCCUCAGCCUGGACAGCGACCAGAGCAGCAGCUCCACGCCCUCCAGCGGCCGGCAGGCCGCCCGCCGAAGUACCAGCACCCUGUACAGCCAGUUCCAAACUGCUGAGAGCGAGAACAGGUCCUACGAGGGCACCCUCUACAAGAAGGGGGCCUUCAUGAAGCCCUGGAAGGCCCGAUGGUUCGUGUUGGACAAGACGAAGCACCAGCUGCGCUACUACGACCACCAGGUGGACACCGAGUACAAAGGGGUCAUCGACUUGGCAGAAGUGGAGUCUGUCACUCCCGGGACCCCCACCAUGGGCGCCCCCAAGACGGUGGACGAGAAGGCCUUCUUCGACGUGAAGACCACGAGGCGGGUUUACAACUUCUGCGCCCAGGACGUCCACUUGGCCCAGCAGUGGGUGGAUCGGCUCCAGAGCUGCCUGUCGGAUGCCUGAGCCAGACGGGGACCCCGGAGCUCCCGGCGCCCGCGCCCCCUCCCCCUCCCCGGCCCAGCCUGGGCUCCUCCAGGGUUGGACUUGAGCUUCCAGUCGUUACAAACCACUAUGGGGGCCCAGGGGGCAGGGCCAUCCAGUCUGCCCUUGUUUACAGGCCCUGCCCUCCCGGGGCAUCCAACAGUAUUGGGAUUCCGCACCGGGGUGGGGGGCCCCACAGAGCGUUCCCCCACCCACCCCCAGCCUCAGCACUUGACUUUGUACAUAAACUCCGGGGGCGUUGGUCCCCGUGAUGUCCUGACCCUCACCCUGGGGCAGGGCCUACUCAGUGAGCCCCUCCCCUCACUCCCAAAGACCUAGAGCCGGACUGUGCUGGGCCCCGGGGCCCCCCGGGGUGGGCCGGGGCUCAGCGUGGCCUCUCUCCACCCCGCACUGCCCCCCAGGGCAGGCCCGCGGGUCUGUCCUGGGCCCACCUUCCCCCCUGACUGUAAUUUAUUGCUGGUGUCAGGACUGAGGCUCCCCUGCCUGUGGAGGCAGCCAUGGUACAGUUCCCUGCCCCCCAGCUAGACUCCCGGGGGGGGGGGGGGGUCGGUGGUCACCCGGGUCCUCGAGGUGGGUUCUGUAAAUAGCCUGACCCUGUGGCAGGACUGCGGCCCACUGUCACUCGUGUAGAUUCUGUUCACCCCGGUCUGUAAAUGUGUCUGGCCCCGGCCCCCGGGCCCCCCCACGUAUUGUGUCUAGAACAAAGGAUUAUAUAAAGAGAGAACUAAUGGAAUUUAAUAAAAAAGGAGCCUUCCUGCUCUCUUGAGCGCCCCUUGCCCUUGGCCACACCGGGAGGGGAGGGGGGGGCGGCCCCGCCCGUGUGUCUCCCCUGGUCCUGUGGCCUCCAGAGACAGCUUCCUCCCCGUUGGGAGGAGCCCGGGAGCUCCCGCUGCCACAGGAGGGGGCGCUCGGCUUGGGGUCUUCCCCUCUAGAACGUGCCUCAAGGGAUGGCUCUAGUUCACUCCAGGAAGGGGCGGCCUUGCCCAGAGGGCUCCUGUGGCCGCCGGGUGACACAGGCAACCAUCACCCAGGCCGGAACCCUGGCCCGCCCCGGAGCUGUAUCAGGGAGGGGCUCGAGAUCCUGGGGGGUGGGGCUGGAACAGGGAUUAUGUAAAGAAAGGAAAGGGAAGAUGUGUGGGAAGGCCAGGCAGCUGUUAUGGCAGCGGGUCUGUGGGGCAGAGGUGUCCCAGAGCACGGGGUCCAGUCUCGGGACAUACAAGUGGGGCUCCAUCUGCACCGGAGGGCCUCCGGGGAAGGCCAACUUUGGGACGAGAGUGCCCCUGGACCAGGCUAGUGGGGCAAGGAUGCCCACAGCAGCCCACCCAGACCCAGAGGUUUCCAGGGAAGGAGGGCGGGGCCCUCGGAUGGGCUUGUGCUGGGGGCGGUUAGAGGAAGAGUCACUUCUGCUUCCCAGGGGGCCGUAAGGGACCCUUUUGCUCUAGGACACUUGUGCAAGGAUCCGGGGGUCAGAGGGGCCCCCUGCCAGUCCGCCCUCCCCCAGGCCCAGCGAGGCGCACCCGCCCAGGGCCGCUGGCCCUUUCUGAGAGGACCCACCCGCCCCUGGCCGAGCGAGCGCAGGCGCGCAAUUUAUACUCGGGGCCGUUUCAAAGUAUACAUGUGAUAUGUUUACCAGGAUUUUUAAGAUAUCGGCAUCUAGUCAGCAAAUCAAUCAAAGACCAAGGGAACAAACGUUCUGUGUGGGAGGUUAGAACCUGGCUCCCCUGCGCGGGUUCUGGCCGAGGGCCGGCGGGGGAGGGGGCCAGAGGCAGCAGUGGGGAAGGGGAGGCUGGCCCGGGAGGUGGCCGAGGGUCACACCGGCGCAUCCCCUUCCCCUAACGCCACUAGCUAGCUGGCUCUGGGGGUGGGCGGGGCUCUGGAUCCCAGGUUAAGUCCCCGCCCCCUCCAAGAACCAGGGCAGCUAGUCUUGUCUACGGCGGCGCUCUCGAGGGCGCUGGUCACUGUCCUGGUCAGUCUCUGCCGCUCUCCCCCGCCUUCCCCGGGCCGGGGGCUCCACUAGGCUCAUAGCUGCAACCUUGUUUAUUCGGGGUGAGUGGGGGGAAGGUGGCCCGCCACCUCCCGGCUCCAGCUAAGCCUUCCCUUCCCCGGCGCUCCCCGGCUCUGCCCUCUCUCCGGCGCGCCAACGGAUUUCUUAAACUGGCUGCCCAGAACCGCCCGGCCUGGGACUCCCUCUCUGCGCCUCCUGGGACCGGGUCAGCUCACAGGGCUGCUGGGUUGUGCUGGUGACAUAGCGAGCUCCGAGCCCACUCGACCCCCAAACUUCCCACCGGCAGGUCACUCCCGCGGGCUUUACGUUGGGGUGCAUCAUUUUCCAUUUCUUCUUGGAGGUUUCAUCCGCUUCAGCCUGAGACCCUGGGCCUCCGGGCCUCCAGACUACAAGCAGCAUGGCCGGAGCCGGGGAACCCCCUCUCCCCUGGCUUGGGAACCCUAUGCCUGGGGCAGGGGUGGGGAGGGGCGAGGGGCAGAGUCCAGGCCUCGGGCCCCAAGGCCGCAGCUGAUACAAAGUGCAAAAAUGUGGCUGUUCCUGCAUCCAUUAAAAACCAUGAAUAACAAGAGGCCAGAAAACUGCUCACAGAUCCCCCAUCUGCAAGUCCAGGGGGCCGGGGCCCACGCAGGCCGGCCCCCCGGCUCCCUGGCGGCCGCAAGGGCUGUUCCUGAGGCAGGCGGUCCUGUUUCCGAGUCCUCUGUGGGCCGUCUCCUCCCCGGCUGCUGAGGGGUGAGCGUGGGGCGGGAGGCUGGGGGUGGUCGGAGGGGGCCCGGGGCGGCUAGGGCCCGAUGGUCUACCUUCCUCCCUGCAGCCCCCACCCCGGGGGAGCUCGGGUUCCCUCCGCCUCUCCCAUGAGGCUUUAUUGCUAUACGGAGGCAGCACUUGCGCUCAGUGACCCCCCAGGCCGAGAGAGGAGACAGAGGAGAGCUCGGCAUUCGGGGAGCGGCCCGGGGGCGGUGGCGGGGAGAGGAAGCAGGUUGGUCUCGCUCCCGGGCACCUCCUGUGCUACACGAGACAAGGCGAACGUCCUUGCCCACGUUCGCUAAGAAAGGUUCCCUCGUGGCCGCCGCCUCACUGGUCCUGACCACCAGCUUUACCAAUGCAGCAUUUAUUAAAAAAUAAAAUUAAAAUAAAAAACCA